Messenger RNA from Funneliformis caledonium, 474 nucleotides. NCBI's taxonomy places the organism in Eukaryota, Fungi, Glomeromycota, Glomeromycetes, Glomerales, Glomeraceae. The record is from the annotation of a GenBank genome assembly.
AUGUUAAGUGAUAUACCGGUGGAGACAUAUGGAUUUGAAGACGAUAACAUUCAAAAUAUAGAAGAAUUUUGGAAAGCAGGAAUAGUGGCAGAUGAUAUACACAAGACUGUUUAUCUGUACCCAGAAGAAGUGCCUCCAUUGAUGAAAAGGUUUAUACAAUUUCAUGAUGAAUACAUCAAUAAUAAUAAUCUUCACCCUCUUAUUAUUGCAUCACGUGUAUUUUCAAUCUUUCUUCAUAUUCAUCCAUUUAUUGAUGGUAAUGGGCGUGUUGGUCGUUCAAUUAUGGUAUAUCAUCUUAUCCGCAGUGGCUAUCCACCUAUUGUUUUUCAAUAUAAUACAUCGGGUUUAUUGACAGUUUGCUUGUUUAUGGUACAAGCAGGCAAUAAUUCAAUCCAUUUAUACAAUAUGGUGUUGCGAAACAUGAUUAAUAUUUUAAUGAAAUAUCAAGGUGAAUCCAUCAAAAAUUAUGUAUAA